UGUCUACGAAGUUACGAACGCGCGUUCUUGAUACACAGAUAAAAAUUGUAAACAUACAUAGUGUUUUUACGUUUCCGUAUGUGUGGAAACUAUAGUAUUGGAUUUGAUCUAUCGGAUUCCGGUGAUGGGUACUAGGCACUCUAAAACCAUGUGUUCAAGGUUUAUAGGAAGUUUAGUAGGCGCAAUAGUCGGUGACUGUAUAGGUGCUGACUUUGAGUGUCGACCCUUCGUGGAUACGCUGCAUCUGAGCAAUUUCUUGACCUCGAUGGCCGGCAAAACUGGACGUGGAAACAAGGUCAGUUAUACAGACGAUACGGCCAUGACAAGAUCUGUGGCUGAUUCACUCAUUUCAAAAAAGGCAUUUAAUGCAUCAGACAUGGCUAUGAGGUUUGCCGAAGAGUACUUCCAGAAUCCAGGCCGAGGCUACGGAGCCAAUGUUGUCCAGGUUUUCCAAGACCUGCAUGUGGAUCGAUACGCGGAUGUGUACCAGUCAGCGAGGGAGCAGUUUGGUGGGACUGGAUCCUAUGGCAAUGGAGGAGGCAUGCGAAUAGCACCAGUAGCACUUUUUGCAAUGAAUGAUACAGAGAAACUUAUCCAGAUUGCACGAGACAGUACUUUAAUCACCCACACAAAUAAGAAAGGCUAUAAUGGUGCUAUACUACAGUGCUUAGCCGUGCAGCAAGCUCUCACACAUCAACAUGCGCCGAGUGUUCGUCUAAGCAGAGAAAAAUUUGUUGAAGAUUUGCAAGAAAAGAUGAAGAAAAUAGAAGGGAAGCUCGAUGAUGCAAACAAAGCUACGAAGGCAUCGGAAGAGGAAGCUAAAGUUAAAGAUGUGAAAACCCAAGGUGACCCAUCCAGCAAAGAUUUUUUUUAUGUAGAAUACCUGCAGAAGGUGAAGACGCUUAUCAGUUAUGGAGAUGUGCCACGUAUAAAAAUAAAACACGUUCUAGGAGUGGGCAUAGCAGCACAUAGGUCCAUACCGACAGCUAUUUAUUGUUUUCUGAGGUGUAUGGAACCCGUUGAAGAUCUACGGAAUAUUGAUCAUGGUAACGCCCUCGCACGGACGGUGCUGUAUGCGAUCUCCCUAGGCGGCGACACAGAUACAAUUGCCUCGAUGGCAGGAUCAAUCGCUGGUGCAUAUUAUGGGAUAGAGAGCGUGCCGUCGAUGUGGCAAGACAGGUGUGAAGGAGUGGAGUGUGCCACCUCACAGGCAAAGGAACUAUACCACCUGGCAACCGGAGACACGUGUACUUGUCAUUAGCUGAUAGAUUGGUCCUCUUUGACAACGUUUUUGAUAGCUUGAUCAUUUCUAGCAAUUUGAGAACUAGUGCUGACUCUCAAUCGUUAGCAUGUGGUUCUGUGCUCUCGAAACAUCUUUGUCUAGAAUCAUUUAGCAACCAGUUGUAGUUGUCAAGCCUGUCGUAAUGUUUUCCUUUAUUGUUAUAAUUUUAGACCAUGACGUUUACUUUAAAGGCAGAGUUUACUCUAGGUUCUAGGGUUAUUUUCAGCU
Molecule: messenger RNA, 1510 nt
Organism: Priapulus caudatus
Lineage: Eukaryota; Metazoa; Priapulida; Priapulimorpha; Priapulimorphida; Priapulidae
Product: poly(ADP-ribose) glycohydrolase ARH3-like
Exons: 7
Coding region: 125-1261 (378 amino acids)
Cellular component (GO): mitochondrion; nucleus
Source: RefSeq, a predicted model, not a curated record